Messenger RNA from Ilyonectria robusta, 1747 nucleotides. Its product is annotated as DHS-like NAD/FAD-binding domain-containing protein. The transcript has 2 exons. The record is from RefSeq and is a predicted model, not a curated record. Gene Ontology annotation, molecular function: NAD+ binding. The coding region runs from base 138 to 1427 and encodes 429 amino acids. NCBI's taxonomy places the organism in Eukaryota, Fungi, Ascomycota, Sordariomycetes, Hypocreales, Nectriaceae.
ACAACUUUAUGCGCCAUCGCUCCAAACGCCUCUGAUUCCAGCUCUUCGACUCCCACGCUCACGCCGCCAACAUAGGUCGACGACGCCGCAACCGCAACAAGCUAGGGCCCCGCGUCCCGCGUUGGGUUGCUCUCAGAAUGGGGCAGGAGGAAUCAUCUCUCGCCGAUGGCCCGCCUCAGACUCUCACUGACCGGAGUCUCCCCGCCGUCGCCGAGUACAUCAAGAGCGGAGAGGCCAAGAGAAUCGUUGUCUUGACUGGCGCGGGAAUUUCUACGUCUGCUGGAAUCCCUGACUUUCGAUCGCCCAAGACUGGCCUCUACAACAACCUUGCGCGCCUCAACCUACCCUACGCCGAAGCCGUGUUCGAUAUCUCCUACUUCCGCAAACAUCCCGAACCCUUCUACGUCCUUGCAAAGGAGCUCUACCCCGGAAAGUUUCACCCCACCGUGUCUCAUGCCUUCAUUGCGCUCCUCGCCCGCAAGGGGCUUCUCCAGAUGCUGUUCACCCAGAACAUCGACUGUCUUGAACGUGCAGCUGGAGUCCCAUCGGAAAAGAUCAUCGAGGCGCAUGGUAGCUUCGCAACACAGCGUUGCAUUGAAUGCAAGACAGAGUAUCUGGAUGACAAGAUAAGGGAACACGUUUACAACGGGGAGGUCCCUCAUUGUGACGAGACGGACUGUGGCGGACUUGUCAAGCCAGACAUUGUCUUCUUUGGCGAGCCUCUCCCCAAGAUCUUUGACAACAACACCUACCAGGCGGCCAUGGCGGACCUGGUGUUGAUUAUCGGGACGAGCUUGAGCGUCUACCCUUUUGCGGGUCUCCCGGAGAUGACUAUGCCAGGAAAACCUCGAGUUCUCUUCAACAUGCAACGAGUGGGUCAGAUUGGAAAUAGGGCGGACGACGUCACAGAGCUUGGCUCCUGUGAUGCCGGUAUUCGAAAGCUUGCCGAUGAGCUUGGUUGGCGAGAUGAGCUAGAGCAGUUGUGGAGAGAAGUCGUUGGAGAGAAAGAGGCAGAGAGACAACUGGGCGACCAGGCUGAAGCUGAGGAGAGACUUGAGGACGAAGUGGAGAAGCUAGCAGCCGAGGUCGAGUCCGUCCUGAUUUUCAAGGACGAUGGCAGCUACAAUGACGCGAAGGUAGAGGAGGGGCAUGUCGCUCGGAUGGCAGCUGUUCUGGAUCCUGCGAAGCCGGCGAGCGCCCCCGAAGUCAAAAACGCCAAAACAGACGACGAGAAGACCGAAAAGGGCGAAAAGGGGGAUGCGAAACACAACACCGACCAGCUCGAGGCGAUAAGCUCACCGCCGCCCCCCACAGAUUCGAACGAAGCCGCCCCCAAGGAGUCGGAGCAACCUCAACAUUCUGACAUCAGAAUUGUGGGAGAGGUGACGCGUGGCGCCAAUCAAACCUCUGGAGAAGCGGCUGACUAGGGCGCGCACUAUUGAGACUAUUGAACACGUUGACACAGGUGGCGGGAGGGUUACAUGCCGUUGCUUUUUGGGGCUGUAAAUAGGGCUUUCAGAUAGGUCACCGUACCACUGCACCAUGCGUCCGAGACAUGAUAGAGGCCAAGGGAUCAGCGAGAAGCUGCUUAGUUGGGCUUUCAUCACAUGCAAGAGGACGACGCUAUGAUACGCGAGAGUGCCGAUCGAUGCAGCUACAACACCAGCGUCGCACAAGAGCUUCGUUAGAAUCACAUCAUAACGUAACGCAGCACAUGAAGUUAUGACCAACGAUAAUUAAUCCAAUU